This is a messenger RNA of Ectocarpus sp. CCAP 1310/34, 874 nucleotides long. Lineage: Eukaryota; Phaeophyceae; Ectocarpales; Ectocarpaceae. The record is from the annotation of a GenBank genome assembly.
ACCUCCAAGCCGUAGCACUGGUUACUCUUCAAUGAAACGCAACCGCUGCUGCGUUGUACCGUUUUUAUUGCUCGCAAAUGCCCAGGGCUUUGGAACCAAGUUGACGCCGUUGAAUCACUACGGUUCCGUGACAGGAUACCAUCAGUGCUGCAGCAACAGCCGGCAAAGCAACACCGUCGUUUCCUGUCAGCGUGCGGAAGGGAGUGCGGAAAGGGACAACCGUAUAGACGCUAAUCCGGAGGCGUUGCAGCAAUGGUUGUCGAGCGUGGGAGGAGCUGUUGGCCCUGUUGGUUUGGAGGAAACGCCUCAUUUUGGGUGGGGGUUAAAGGCGGAGCGAGAUAUCGAGCUCGGGGAGAAGCUGGCGACAAUCCCCAGAUGCAUGUGCAUUGGCAGCACCGCCGCCGUGCAAGGCGAAGAGGGCGCAGACGAUAGCAACGGUGUCCCCGAGGAGGACAAAUCUUGGAUGGGACCGCCCGAAUUGCAGGCUCUUGUCGAGAAGGUCCCUCCCACGUACCCGGACCUUAGGCUUGGUCUUAUUCUUUUGCACGAGCGUUACAAGAUGGGCUCCUCCUCCAAGUGGGAGCCGUACAUUUCGAACCUUCCGAAGCGCUUCAAGGGCGUCCCCCUGGCGUCCUUUGGCGCCGUCGAAAUGAGAGGCAUGCAAGACGUCGCGCUUGCCAGGAAGAUCGAUCAAAGGCAAGUCUCGCGGUGUAAAUUUAUGAUGGAUUUCAUCAAGCGUGUGCUGGACCCCUUGACCCCGGGGCCGGGCUCUCCGUUCGGGGAGCACCGAGUGGGCUUCGGCGAUCUGGCCUGGGCAACCGCCGCAGUCAGCAGCAGGGCGUUCACCCAUUUGGACGGCGGGGGGGGGGGGUUG